Molecule: messenger RNA, 3296 nt
Organism: Empidonax traillii (willow flycatcher)
Lineage: Eukaryota; Metazoa; Chordata; Aves; Passeriformes; Tyrannidae
Gene: CAT
Product: catalase
Exons: 13
Coding region: 179-1765 (528 amino acids)
Biological process (GO): response to hydrogen peroxide; hydrogen peroxide catabolic process
Cellular component (GO): peroxisome; cytoplasm; mitochondrion
Molecular function (GO): heme binding; catalase activity
Source: RefSeq, a predicted model, not a curated record
CACCGUGACAGGGCGACACCGUGACAGGGUGACAGCGCGGGGACAAGGCGGCGGGGCGACCUCUCCGGCGCUGCCUCUUCGCUGCGAGCGAGCGCAGCCCCUCCGCUCCUGCCGUCCCGCCGCUCCCGCUUCCCUCCUCGCCGCCCUUCCUGCCUCGGGGGUCGCCCGCGCUCGCAAGAUGGCCGACGGGCGGGACGACGCGGCGGACCAGCUGAAGCAGUGGAAGAGCCACCGGGGCUCGCAGAAACCAGAUGCCUUGACCACUGGUGCUGGGAACCCCAUAGGGGAUAAGCUGAAUUCUCUGACAGUGGGGCCCCGGGGACCUCUGCUUGUCCAAGAUGUUGUUUUCACUGAUGAGAUGGCUCACUUUGACAGAGAGAGGAUUCCUGAAAGAGUCGUGCAUGCAAAAGGGGCAGGAGCCUUUGGCUAUUUUGAAGUCACUCAUGAUAUCACCCAGUACUGCAAGGCAAAAGUGUUUGAGCACAUUGGGAAAAGAACUCCCCUCGCUAUUCGAUUCUCCACUGUUGCUGGGGAAGCUGGGUCAGCUGACACAGUUCGUGACCCUCGAGGCUUUGCCAUGAAGUUCUACACGGAAGAUGGGAACUGGGAUCUGGUGGGAAAUAACACUCCCAUCUUCUUCAUCCGGGAUGCAAUGCUGUUCCCAUCCUUUAUCCAUAGCCAAAAGAGGAACCCUCAGACUCAUUUGAAGGACCCAGACAUGGUGUGGGACUUCUGGAGUCUUCGCCCUGAGUCCUUGCAUCAGGUGUCUUUCCUGUUCAGUGACCGUGGAAUUCCCGAUGGUUAUCGCCACAUGAAUGGAUAUGGAUCACAUACUUUUAAACUGGUUAAUGCUGAGGGAAGAGCAGUUUAUUGCAAAUUCCAUGCCAAGACUGACCAGGGCAUCAAAAACCUGUCUGUAGAAGAAGCAGGAAGAUUGGCUUCUACUGAUCCUGACUAUGCCAUCCGUGACCUUUACAACGCCAUCGCCAAGGGGGACUAUCCCUCCUGGUCUUUCUACAUUCAAGUGAUGACCUUUGAAGAAGCAGAGAGGUUUCCAUUUAAUCCCUUUGAUGUAACUAAGGUUUGGCCACAUGGUGACUACCCUCUCCUACCUGUAGGGAAGCUGGUCUUGAACAGGAAUCCUGUCAACUACUUUGCAGAGGUGGAACAGAUGGCAUAUGAUCCCAGCAACAUGCCACCUGGGAUUGAACCCAGCCCUGAUAAAAUGCUGCAGGGCCGUCUGUUUUCGUACCCCGACACUCACAGACACCGCCUGGGCCCAAAUUACCUCCAGAUCCCCGUGAACUGCCCCUUCAGAGCCCGUGUGGCCAACUACCAGAGGGAUGGGCCAAUGACUGUUACUGACAACCAAGGUGGUGCCCCAAAUUAUUACCCCAAUAGCUUCACUGGCCCGGAAGAUCAGCCCCAGCUCAGGGAGAGCCGAGUGUUCGUGUCGGGGGACGUGCAGCGCUACAACAGUGCCAACGAGGACAACGUGACCCAGGUCCGGGAAUUCUACCUGAAAGUGCUGAACGAGGCAGAACGCCAAAGGCUCUGUAAGAACAUUGCUGAGCACCUGAAGGAUGCACAGCUCUUCAUCCAGAAACGAGCUGUGAAGAACUUCACUGAUGUUCAUCCUAACUACGGUGCCUGUAUCCAGGCUUUGCUGGACAAAUACAAUGCUGAGAGUGGGAAAAAGGAUGUGAUUAGGACAUACACACAGUCCACCUCUCGUGUGUCUGUCAAAGAGAGAUCCAACCUGUAAAACAUCCUGCAGAGAUUUGCUCUGUGGAUUUUGCGUCCCUGCAACUGCACAGGAGCCUGUUGAACACGUCCAUGAAUGUAGCAGAUCUUGGCCCAGGACACGGGGGUGUUCUCAGGUGUGAUUUACUGAGCUUGCAAGUGCUUUAAUCUGUAUUGGAAACCAGGUAAUGAUCCUCCCCACAGUGCCUUUCAACACCAGUGCUUUACUGCUCGGUAUGGUGGUUUUAAAGGCAAUUCACGGUCAGAAAUUCCCUUCUAAUCAAAAUACUGUCUGAUUUUGUUGUGCCAAACUUUCCUGGCUGAAUCACUCGGUAGGAUUUCUGUAACGACACUGUGAUUGUCCUUAUGGAUAAACUUGUAAUGUUAAAAAACUGAUGUUACUCAAUUAUUUCUAAUAAAAUAGUUAUCUGUAUGGAUUUGUAAAUGCAUCCUUGAAAUUUCAGUUUGGGCCUUCCAGAAGUAAAAUGCUGUGCAGUAGUUGGGGUAAAAUGUUGGUAUGUCUCGUUCCUUAUGGUAGAAAUGAAGUUCACUACAAAAUUUAGUCUGAAUAUAGGUAAAUUUUAUCCCAAUAUGUAUUUUAAGCUAAUCUUUGCUUGCUAAUCCUUGGUUGGGAUAUAACUGACAUAGGGGACAGAGGAAAGGAUAUUUUCUUGUUCCAUACACUCUCCAAGAAAUUUGAUUACAUCUUACAGUCCUUUCAGGGGUAGGGAGGUAAAUUGUUCUUUCUAAUCUGUAAGAAUUUACAUAGAAAAAUAAUGAUAUGCUGACUGUUUGACAUAUUAACCUCCACAUGCACAGAUAUUUUUAUCUUGGCCAAAUUCAACUCAAGGCCUUUCAAAAUUAUUCCAAAUGGUUCCUGAAAUUCUGUUUUUGUUCUUAUGAAUGUGGGUGUCUAGAAAAUACGGAUAAAACCUGAUUUUAGGCAUGUUUAAUGUUACCUAAUACAGUCAGUGUCCAGGCUAAAUACAGAGCGUUUCAGAGCCCAGCUACUGACUCUUAACUCAGGCAAAUGUGAUAAAAAAAUCAAAUCAUGGCAGUUUAGGGGUCAUCUUUCAGUAUUCAAUGCACUUUUGGGUCUGUCUUGAGUUGUAUUUUGAACAGGAUUAUUUCCUGAUUUGGCAACUAAGUGGGAAUUCUCAGAAGUGAUGGCAGAUGGAUAAAGAAAUGUGCAUACUAAGUGCUGUUCUAUCAAAUUAGAAAACUAUUAAUUAAAAUUAAGUAGAAAGCUACUUGUUCUGCAAGUCAUUUAUCUACUAACAUAUAGCGUAAAAUCAUCUAGUAUAGAGGUGCAGUAAAAUAAUACGAACAGAUAACCUGCUGUAUCCUGGAAUUCCAUUGGAUUUUUACCUGAUCAGGCAGGUGGGAGCUGAAAGAGCUACGUGAUUAGGUGGGAAUAUUUCUUGCUGGAACAUUGAAUCCUAGUGAGUUUUGGAGAAGAGUAAACAAGGCCUAAUCUUAAUUUUGGUUGUGUCUGCUAAAUGAAUUAUGUUGUUGUCUUCUUUUACUUCUGAAAUAAACUGAAUUUAAAAAUC